This is a messenger RNA of Stylophora pistillata, 3533 nucleotides long. Its product is annotated as exosome RNA helicase MTR4. Gene Ontology annotation, molecular function: RNA binding; ATP binding; RNA helicase activity. Gene Ontology annotation, biological process: RNA catabolic process; maturation of 5.8S rRNA. The record is from RefSeq and is a predicted model, not a curated record. Lineage: Eukaryota; Metazoa; Cnidaria; Anthozoa; Scleractinia; Pocilloporidae. Gene Ontology annotation, cellular component: nucleus.
GAAAAAAUUACCAAAUGAAUCCCUUUCACGCUUGGGCACCCCUCCGGGGAUGGGGCUGGGAGAAUAUUUAACGAUCACGAACGGUCAGCUGUCAUACCCAGUCACACACGUGAAACAUGGCGGAUGCUUUUGGUGAAGAUGAUAUCUUUGCUGUUUUCGAAGACGAUUCGGACAUAAAAUCCGACAAAAACAAUAAAAAAGGGAAGAAGGAAACUGCUGGUCCAUCGACGUCCACAGGAAAGUCAAGUAGUGGGGAAAAAAGAGAAUUUACACCGGAUGUUAUCGACCUCGAUGGUGCUGGAGCGAAGAAAGUAAAAGUUGACGAUGUAGAUAGUCUUCUGGAGACAAUUCCCCGUGUCAAUGUCUUAAAUGUUGAAACUAUCGAAGCCUGUACUCAUGAGGUGGCAGUUCCAGAAGGAUGUGAAUAUGUCCCAUUAGAGAAGAAGGCAACAAAACCAGCCAAGGAGUAUCCUUUCAUAUUGGAUCCCUUUCAGAAAGAGUCUGUGAAAUGUUUGGAAAACAAUCAGUCAGUCUUAGUGUCUGCUCAUACAUCAGCUGGAAAAACAGUUGUGGCAGAGUAUGCUAUUGCAAUGUCUCUUAAGAACAAGCAGAGAGUAAUUUACACUACACCUAUCAAGGCUCUCAGUAACCAAAAAUACCGUGAGUUGUAUGAGGAGUUCCAGGAUGUUGGUCUUAUGACAGGAGAUGUGACAAUAAAUCCCAGUGCAAGUGCCUUAGUCAUGACCACAGAGAUUUUGAGAAAUAUGCUGUACAGAGGCUCUGAGGUCAUGAGGGAAGUAGCGUGGGUUGUCUUUGAUGAGAUUCACUAUAUGCGUGAUAAAGAACGAGGUGUGGUGUGGGAGGAAACCAUCAUUCUUCUUCCAGACAAUGUACAUUAUGUGUUUCUCUCUGCUACAAUUCCAAAUGCCAGACAGUUUGCUGAAUGGAUUGCACACCUCCACAAACAGCCAUGUCAUGUGGUUUAUACAGACUUCAGGCCAACACCUCUUCAACAUUACAUUUACCCAGCUGGUGGAGAUGGUCUUUUCCUUGUUGAAGAUGAAAAGGGAGAGUUUCGGGAAGAGAAUUUUCAAAAGGCCAUGGCUGUUAUAAGAGAAGGAGGAACUGACCCACGGACCCUAAGAGGAAGGAAAGGGGGAACUAAAGGUCCUUCAAACUGUUUCAAAAUUGUCAAAAUGAUCAUGGAGAGGAAUUUCCAGCCUGUGAUUAUCUUUAGCUUUAGCAAGAAAGAAUGUGAGGCAUAUGCUUUGCAGAUGUCUAAACUGGACUUUAAUUCAGGUCAAGAGAAGAAGUUGGUGGAAGAGGUGUUCAACAAUGCUAUUGACUGUUUAUCAGAUGAGGACAAAACUCUUCCUCAGGUAGAACAUGUGCUUCCCCUGCUGAAGCGUGGUAUUGGCAUUCAUCACUCUGGACUUCUUCCAAUUUUAAAGGAGACCAUUGAAAUUCUCUUCUCGGAAGGGUUAAUUAAGGCUCUUUUUGCCACAGAAACAUUUGCUCUUGGUCUUAACAUGCCUGCAAGAACUGUUGUAUUCACAAAUGCCCGAAAGUUUGAUGGAAAAGACUUCAGAUUUAUCACAUCAGGAGAGUAUAUUCAAAUGAGUGGCCGAGCAGGAAGGCGUGGCAUUGAUGACAGAGGAAUAGUUAUUUUGAUAGUGGACGAAAAAAUGGGACCUGAUGUUGGAAAAGCAGUGUUAAAGGGCCAAGCAGAUCCACUAAACAGUGCUUUUCAUCUCACUUACAACAUGGUGUUGAACCUACUGCGUGUGGAAGAAGUAAAUCCUGAGAUUAUGCUGGAGAAAUCAUUUUAUCAAUUUCAGAAUUAUGCCUCUGUUCCUGGCCUGAUUGAAAAGCUCAAAGAUCUUGAAACCCAGAAGGAAUCUUUGGAAAUCCAAAAUGAAGAAUCUAUUAUGUCGUACUACAAAAUGAGACAACAGAUUAAGAGACUUGGGGAGGACAUGCUGGCUUAUGUUCAUCAACCUAAGUAUUGCCUGCCUUUUAUGCAACCUGGAAGGUUGGUCGAGGUUAAAAAUAAUGACAUUUACUUUGGAUGGGGAGUGGUUCUCAAUUUCCAGAAGAAAGCCAAUCAAAAGAGUGGUCCAACACAAGGGGAGACUUUGUAUGUGUUGGAAGUGUUGCUUAAUUGUUCCAGUCAGCCAGUGAAGUCUGCAGAUGGCGACACACCUCAGCCGUGUAGGCCUGAUGAAAAAGGAGAAAUGCAGGUUGUACCCAUUUUGUUACAAUUGGUGAAAGCAAUAAGCAGUGUCAGGCUGUACAUUCCUAAAGAUUUGAGGUCACUUGAUAGUAGACAGAGUGUUGGCAAAUCAAUCAAGGAAGUACAACGUCGAUUCCCAGAUGGCCUACCAAUGCUGGAUCCUAUAGAAGACAUGGGAAUCAAAGAUGAUGGAUUAAAGUCUGUUAUAAGGAAAAUAGAGAGUUUAGAGCAUAGAAUGUACACUCAUCCAAUGCACAAAGAUCCCUCUCUGAAAUCCCUGUACAGUUUAUGCGAGAAGAAAGCACAGAUUAUUGGUGAGAUUAAAACAGUCAAGAAGGAAUUGAAGAGAACGAAGACAGUUCUACAAAUGGAUGAACUGAAGUGUAGGAAACGAGUUUUGCGAAGGUUGGGAUAUGCCACAGCAUCUGAUGUGAUUGAGCUUAAAGGAAGAGUCGCUUGUGAACUGAGCAGGUCAGGAAAAAGACAUUUUCUUAACUUAGAAUCUGCACGUCGUAUUGGAAAGGUUUCUGAAGAAGCUAAACUUGAAAUAGACGUGGAGACGUAUGUGGAAUCCUUCAAACCUCAUAUCAUGGACGUGGUUUUUGCCUGGGCAAAUGGAGCCUCAUUCUCACAGAUUUGUAAAAUGACUGAUGCAUUUGAAGGGAGUAUUAUUCGUUGUAUGAGGCGGUUGGAAGAACUUUUGAGACAAAUGUGUCAAGCGUCCAAAGCAAUAGGAAACACAGAGCUGGAAAACAAGUUUGCAGAAGGAAUAAUCAAAAUCAAGCGGGAUAUCGUUUUUGCUGCCAGUUUGUACCUUUGAGAUGCGAAGAGGAAGUAUUUCCCUUACUUUUGUUGGAUCUGUACACGGAUCAGUAUUCCUUAUGUAUGAUGGACUGGAGAAAUCUUCAAAUACUUACUAGAAGGUCAACACGCAUAGACUAGAACUCACAAAGACUACCUUUCCCUCCUUGUACUCUUCGACAUCGCCAACUUUGUCUAAAAAGAAAACUUUUUGAUGAACAUUGUGGUGCUGUGAAAGGGACACUUCCAAGAAGCAACGAGAAAGAAUAUCAAAUUGAUGUUAGUUUCUAAGCAACUGCGCAGUUACUACUCCGCUAACCCAACAGAAGUUAACUGGUAACAAGUCAGAGUUAAUCUUGGGUGAGGCGGGGAGUGGGUGCGCUAUCUCAGAUGUUGGCAUUGAUCCAGAAUAUCUUGCUUUGACACGCCAUUCUUUCCUUUAUAAAUUUUGUAAAUAUUUAUUGUAGAGUUGUGAUUAAAUUAUGCCUUGAAAGUUGAA